Messenger RNA from Porites lobata, 953 nucleotides. The record is from the annotation of a GenBank genome assembly. Lineage: Eukaryota; Metazoa; Cnidaria; Anthozoa; Scleractinia; Poritidae.
AUGGUCGAAACCGAUAGCCUAAGUUUUGUCUUGUCUUGCUGUUCCAUACCAUUUUACAUCAUUGGACUCAUCGGAAAUGUGUUGGUCAUUCGAAUCGUACACAAAACAAGGGAGAUGCACACCCCUACAAAUUAUCUUUUAGCUAGCAUGGCCAUUAGUGAUGUCUUCACCAUAAUAAUGAUUGCAGCUCACAGGUUUGCCUUCAGUCAACACAUACUUGACGAAAAAUUCGCGCACUUGGUUUGCAAGGCAUCGCCCGUCAUUACAACCUUCAUUACAAUCUUCGCAAUAGUUUCUUCCACUACUCUUACUGUGCUAGCAGUUGAAAGAUACAACGCUUUGCUGAAGCCUUUAAGAACGGGAUUGCAAUUAAGUGAAGACAAUAUAAAAAAGGCCAUCGCUCUCAUUUGGGUGAUAAGUGUUUUUGUAUCCAUCCCGAAUGCCUUCUCUCAAGAAUUCGAUCGAAUCAAUCGCGUUCGUUCAGGAUGUGUUAGCCAACGGGACUCAAUUAUCAAUCUAGUGUGGAAGAUUUACUUGAUUGUAUUUUACGCUAUUUUUUUGAUACAAUCGGUAGUCAUGGUAUUUUGCUAUGGUUCCUUGAUCAGAGGUCUCUACUUUACCAACACAGUUUGCCCAGAAAAUGAAACCACUGAUGGCGAGAGAAGCUCGGAGAAGAAAAAACUUGUUAUCACAUUCCUUCUAGCGACUCUCGGGUUUUUGAUCGGUUAUAUACCUUGUGUGGCUUUCCAAAUUGUUUUGCAUUUCAGACCAACUCGAAUAUAGAUAUCAACCUGUACUCUCAUCUCCAGAAUGCGUUUCAUUUUAUGUUUAGCUGGAGUCUAUGUUUAAAUCCACUUGUUUACGCUUUUCGAAGUACCCACUUUAGAGAGGGCUUCAAACGCGUUCUAACAACUUGUUGGAAGCCAACACCACAGCAUGACGACAUUCACUGA